AUGGAAAAUUCUCAAAUAUUCCAUGAUUUAUCUGUUUCAACAUCAGUUUCGAAUGAUUCUUCUUCUUCUUCUCAUUCAAAUUCUUCAGCUGAAAAUCAGACUUACGAAGAUUUUGAAGAACCAGUUUCAUUAGAGGGAAGUGUAGUUAAGGAUGAUGAUGAGGCGUAUGAGUUAUACAACAGUCAUGCAUUUAGGAAAGGUUUUGGUACUAGGAAGGAUGUUGUUGUGCCUAAAUCCUUUAAAAAAAUUGAUAGGAGAACUGGAUGCAAGGCUUCAGUUCAGUUUGAUGUUGAUAAGAAAACUGGAGUGUAUGUUCUUUCUAAACAUUGUCGUCUGCAUAACCAUUCAAUGGUUCCUGCUAAUAAGAAAUACCUUAUUAGGUCAUAUAGGCACAUUUCAAAAGAACAGUUGGCUUUUCUUACUACUUUUACUUGUAGUGACACUACGCUUGCUGAUAUUCUUAGAGCUAUGAUGAAAAAAGUUUGUGGUGAGGCGCAUUUAGGCUUCACUGUUCCCGAUGCGUAUGAUGCUUUGACCAAUUUUUUUUGGAGAGAUGGAAGAAUGCGGUCUGAUUAUGAAGCAUUUGGUGAUUUAUUGAUUCAUGAUACGACUUAUCGUACUAAUAAAUACGAUAUGAUUUGUGGGCCUUUUGUUGGAAUGAAUCUUCACACCCAAAAUAUCAUGUUUGGAGUUGGUUUUAUAUUGUAUAAGAAGGCAGGUAGUUUUGACUGGCUUUUUAAUUCUUUUUUGACUUCCAUGGGAGGGAAGCAAACUGUGACUAUCAUGACUGAUCAAUGUUCUGCCAUGGACAAGGCUAUAAGGGAAGUGUUUCCAAAAUCGAGGCAUCAGUUGUGUAUGUGGCACAUUGGAGAAAAUGCAGUUGUAAACAUCAAAGGUGUUAUGGCCAAAGAAGGAUUCAAACGUCAGUUUGAUUAUGUUUUGAAAUAUAGUGACACAGUUGUUGAUUUUUUGGCUGAUUACAAUUGCGCUAAACAUUCAUGGAUAAUAAGGUUAUAUAGUUUGAAGGAGAAAUGGUGUCCUGCAUAUAACAAAGAGUGGUUUUCUGGGGGUGUUUUAUCUUCUCAAAGGAGUGAUCGAGACUACAAAUCAUUCUAUUUCUAG
This is a messenger RNA of Spinacia oleracea (spinach), 1122 nucleotides long. RefSeq names its product protein FAR1-RELATED SEQUENCE 5-like. The transcript is spliced from 6 exons. NCBI's taxonomy places the organism in Eukaryota, Viridiplantae, Streptophyta, Magnoliopsida, Caryophyllales, Amaranthaceae. The record is from RefSeq and is a predicted model, not a curated record. The coding region runs from base 1 to 1122 and encodes 373 amino acids.